Molecule: messenger RNA, 2556 nt
Organism: Ostrea edulis (European flat oyster)
Lineage: Eukaryota; Metazoa; Mollusca; Bivalvia; Ostreida; Ostreidae
Product: cyclic nucleotide-binding domain-containing protein 2-like
Exons: 17
Coding region: 240-2339 (699 amino acids)
Source: RefSeq, a predicted model, not a curated record
GAUUUUUGUUCUGAUUAAAUAGAUUUAGUUUUUAGUUCAGAUGAAGGGUAUGUACCUGGUAUCGACCACGGGUGACGGUGAGGGAGUAUUAUUAACACUGUUUGGAAAUGUGUAAACUGGUUGUGACGUCUCCAGCACCACUCUUAAUGACGUGCCAUUAAUUUGUUCUGAUUGGGAUAUUAAGUACAUUUUUUACAAUGAAGUGUUCUGUAUGAUGCCAGAAUUUGGAUGAAGUCGAAAUGAGCGAACCGCCGGAAACUGAUCUCGAUUAUUACUCCAGGCCUGAAAACUAUACCGGCAGUAGCCUACGGUCACUACAGAAGUUCACUUUUGCAAAACAGAAGCAGGACAAGGCUUUAACAGAGCAACACAAAAAGACCAAGAAGAAGAAGAAUGGAUUCGAUCUUUUCGCUCGGUACAAGCAUAUACUGAAAGGAUACGUGUCAGACGAGGAUGAGAAGGAAGACGAAAAUGAAUGGACAGAAGAUACGAGGGAAGAUUCUCCUGAGAAAUUAAAGUUUGAAGAUAUAAAGGAAGACAAUGAAGAUACGAAAGAAAAAUAUGAAGGCAAAACGGAUAAUCAAGAGAAAGUUGAUCAAACUGUGUUAUAUACAGAGGAAAAUUCUCCUAAUUCCUGGACCGAGUCGUGUGGGCAUGUUGUUGAUGCCACAAGUCCUGUUUCCCACGCAUCGCCCCGUGAAAGUAUCACGAGUACCUCGCCCGUUCCCCCCAGACCUAGGGGACAAUCAGACGUACCUGCUGUACGAUCGUCUAUAUCCCUGCGUUUCGCUAAGCAGCAGCAGAUCAACAACGAACUACGCUCAAGAACACUCCGCGAAAAAUUUCGUAAAGCUAUAUUCUGGGUGAAGAUUGCUCUUAAAUUCUCAAGUUCAGCAUCUGCAAGCGAUCCAAGCGAAGGUAUGAAGACGUUUAUGGACAUAUCGAGUGAGGUGGCAUCUUCAACCCUCAAGAAUUCAGGGCUGUCUUUUGAUCCCAACUAUUUCAAAGCAAAUAAGGAGAUUAAUCUCAGCUCAGAGGUUAAAGGAAUCCUUAGUUUGCCAUCGGAGCAAAGAACACCUGAACAAGUUCAAACGGCAAUGUAUGGCCUGCAAAUAAUGCGAUCCUUUACCGAAUAUCCGCUCCAUAUGCAGGAAAAGCUAGCCAAAGUAGCCUAUUUUGAAGUAGUACCACCUAAACGAAUCAUCAUCAGACAAGGACAUUUUGCAGAAAAUUUCUAUUUCAUUAUAUCUGGUCAAGCUGUCGUCACGCUUUUGCUUAGAGAUCCGAAAACUGGGGCAUCUUUAGUGAAAACUGCCACGAUCAUGAGGAGAGGAAUGAGCUUUGGUGAAUUGGCUCUGCUUCACCGCUCCCGCCGGACGGCGACCGUCACUAGUCAAGGCGAGGUCCAGUUACUGACCGUGGGGAGGGUGGAUUUCUUCGACAUCUUCAUGAGUGGCACAGGUCCUGACCAAAUUCCGGACCAUAUCAAGUUCAUUAGCACGUGCGACUUUAUGAAAGACUGGCCUUUAGAAGAAUUGUUAGAGCACCCUGAAUAUUGUCUGUUACAUUUCUUCAAGAGAAAUGUGGUUAUAGUAAGAGACAGUACAGACUCAGAAUGGUUGUAUGUUGUCAAAUCGGGUUUCUGUCAAGUUCUCAAGAAGCUGGAAGGUGUCACUCCUCAAAUUGGUUGGAAAGAGAAGCCCACUCAAAGUAAAAUUGACCUACCAGAAUUGGAAUCUCUGUUACCAGGUCCUAAAGUUGAUACCUGGCGAAGAAAGAGAAGAAAAGUGAAAUCUGCUGGUGAAAGACAGGAAAACCAGGAAAACCUGGAACCUGUUCCGAUGCCACAACCAAUUGCCGGCCCCUCAAUUAAAAAGUUCUCCAAAGCUGAAUACUCACGAAACCCCAUCACUCAAAAAGCGCAUCUGUUUCCCUUAGAAAUGUCAAAAAAUGACACAAGGAAAAAAUACGAAAUACCAAACAAAUGUAAACCUCCAAAACCGAGGGACUCCCCAAAGGACUCGUCCCCAUGCAAGCCCCCACCAGUGUUCGUCCAAGUGGAGGGUCUCAAUCCAAAGGAUGUCUUCGGAUUGGACACAAUACGGUUUGAAGACUCCAUCGAAAAUCCUCAGACUGUUGUCACUCUGGUAUCAAGAGGAGCGGAAUGUAUUAUGCUGAAGAAGGAAUUCUUUGUUAAACAUGCCAACGAAAAAGUGAAGAAAUUAAUACGCCAUCAAGUCCGUCCAUAUCCGGCUGAGCACACCUUCCAAAACAAUCUACAGAUAAAGGAGAACUGGGAGUUGUAUAAGAGGAACCUUAUUGAUGACCUCACAAGCUGAUGAAUAUCGUCAUUAGACUUUUACAUCAUACUAUAAGUAUUUACCAGUGCAUUGUUUUGUUAGUUAUGCUUUAAUUUAUAUGUUGCCAAAGCUAUUUAGCUGUGAUAUCAGAUUUUGUUAAUAGCAUCCAAUGCAGUUUUUGAGUACUGGAAAAAACAUUGAAGAAUAAACCUGUUUUUCUUUGCAGAUGUCAAUAAACUGAAGUUAAAACGGGUGA